Messenger RNA from Oryzias melastigma (Indian medaka), 1902 nucleotides. It is a transcript of the gene spata6l, whose product is annotated as spermatogenesis associated 6-like. The transcript is spliced from 11 exons. The record is from RefSeq and is a predicted model, not a curated record. Bases 649 to 1719 code for a protein of 356 amino acids. NCBI's taxonomy places the organism in Eukaryota, Metazoa, Chordata, Actinopteri, Beloniformes, Adrianichthyidae. Gene Ontology annotation, biological process: spermatogenesis. Gene Ontology annotation, molecular function: myosin light chain binding.
AUUUUGAUCCGUUCCUCCAUGUUACCCCAGAACCACGUGUUUUACCCUACAGCAUUAUCACUGGGGGAUUUUAAAUGUGAUGUAUUUUCGGAGUUUUCAGCUCUCAGUGGGAUAACUUUCAGAAGUUGUGACUGACUGAUAUUCUUUUGCUUCACUGAAUAUAAAAGGGUUACAGAUGCAGCCAAACCUCCCAGAGGAUAGUUUGAAGACUCUGCAGCAUCAGAGGUCCUGAGGUCUUCAUCCAGCUCUGCUCGCGCCCGGAAGUGAGGCUGCAGGCUUUUAUUUCUUUGAUUUAUUUCCGGCUUUUAUUACAAACGGUUAGAGAGCACAAAGGGAAAGCUUCUCUCCUUCCAAACGAAGCCUUUGUGCCAUUGCUAAAAUAUUAAGGACCACGCGUUUCUCCUUUCCCUGGGUUCUCUUACGGCAAUUCAACCCGGAAGCGGGGGUUACCAUGGUAACGGAGAGACGCCGAACAGCGCAGCUCCCAGUCCAUCAUCUUCCUGACCUGCACCAUGAUUCCAGGGCUUCAAAAAGCCUUUAAAGUGCGUGUAGAGAUCAAGUUCAGAGCGGAAGGAGAGUGGACAGAAAUACCUGCUUGAUUGUGUGCAGGUCUCGUGCCCUGGAGUGAAGCUUCCCGCUAAAGAAGACAUGUAUCUGAGCGUGUUCGUCACGGGUCAGUACCACCAGUCCCAGUGCCUCCCUGCUGUGUUUCCACUGCUGUUCCAGGAGAAAAUGACCUUUGAAAAGAUUUUCAGGUACGCAUUUGAUCCUGGAGACGUGGCUGUGAUGCUGGAACAUGAAACCAUCAGAAUAGAACUGAUCCAGCUGAUCCCUCCAGGCAUCAGAAGAGUGGACCGCAUCAGUGGGGUGACUGAGAGCAGAGGUGGGGGUAGGUGGAGGACUUCAGGGUCAGAACACGAGAGAGGUGACAGCAGGUUGGAGCGGGUGGAGUGGUUCGGGUGGAGUGGUUCCUUUUGCCAAGCCUUUUGUGUUGUUUGUGAGGCGGGACACCUUCUGGCCAGCUUCGAAGAAAACACAAGAAACUUCCUAUUCCCAGAACCCAAACUGGUUCGCCCCUUUUCUGGAGUGGACCGAGAGGCUCUGAUGAUGCGAGCUCCUUAUUUCCCAGGCAUCGCUCCACGGCUGGAGUUUUCUACCAGAACCAGCAUCAGCCAGUGCCUACCCGACUCAGAAAUCUGCAUUUACCCCAAUGUGGUCAUGAGGCCAGCGACACACAGAAAACGGUCUCACUCCAGGAGGCAAAGGAUCUCCUCACCUGAAAGGAAACACCCUCCCACUCACAGAGGAAGGCGAGCCGGCAGCGCCGACCCACAGAGACUCGGUGCUGCCAGGCCCCAGUCCCUGUCCCCCCUGAGACGUGGAACCAGCUCCCAACGCUUCAGCAGGGACCUGGCAGCUUCCUGCUCAUCUGACUGGAAAACCAGCACCUCUCAGCCUGUAGGACAAAUCCCACAAGAGGAUUGUGGCUCUUCACAGCUGUUCCAGUCUCCAGACUCUGACUACAAUCCUGACCCUUCAGCACUGUUUAGGCCCAACAGAACAACCAGCGAAUCUCACAGAGUCUGGGAGGAGGUUCAUGAGCGUGUUCGGGGGCUUCUCACCACACCUAAAGCUGUGCGCCGGCUCAUCUAUGGAGCUUCUGUCUCUGAGGUUGACGAGGUUUUAGCCAGGAGAUCCUUUUCUCCAGAUCUACAGUGACAUCCUCCGUCAGCUUUGCACAAAUGGCGUUCUCCUGUGUGAGUCUGGACUUGGACUGAUGCUCUGGUUUAAGAUGUGUACCAUGUGACAGUAACGUUCAACACAUUAAUGUUACCUGUGCACUAAAUCCUCGUGUGGCCCGUUUCUGCUCAAACUGGCUGGAAAUGAAAAGGAAAAAACGUA